ACACGCGUAAGAGAGGGGGAGAGAGGACUUGGCAGACAGACAGAGCAGUGUGCAGAGAAGUUAGGGGGUUUUAAAGUGCAACCCGACGGUGCAGUUUGCCCAUUCACACCAUGCAGGCUCAUCUUCAUCAACUAAAACAACUUUAAAUCUAUAUUUUGGUUUCAGGUGACACGUGCGUGGACCUGUUGGCUGGACCACUUUUGGAUAAACUUGCGCAAACUUUGCAAAACACAGGAGGAAGUGAAAGAGAAUGAGGCGUGGAGAGCGCAGUGUUACCGGCAGUGAGAGAGGGUGACCCUGCGUAAACUCCAAAUGACCACCUCUCUAUUGCUCUCUCUCCAACACACGUGAAACAGCAGCAGCAGCAACAGCAGCGCUUCCAUGUCCAGGGCUCAGGCCAGCAUGACUCUGUCCGGCGGUCUGUCGGAUACUUGUCAGCUCGUUUUACUCGACCGCAUGGAGCCGGAGCUGUGGAUGUAGAAGGAGAGAAUAGUUGCUGCAACACGUUGUGAAGCGAACACAAGCCACCGUGCACGCUUUGGAGAGAGCUACGAUGCGGGGCACUCUGGGCGCAUUCAUUCAGUCCUGUGUGAUACUGCUUGUCCGGGCAGACCACUGGAGGUUGAAGGACUCCGCCAACUGCGAGCUGAACAAGAAACAAACUGACCUAAAUUCCUUCCUGUGGACGAUCAAACGGGACCCUCCUUCAUAUUUCUAUGGUACAAUCCAUGUUCCCUACACACGCGUUUGGGACUUCAUCCCUGAAAAUUCCAAGCAGGCCUUCCAAGAGAGCAACAUUGUCUUCUUUGAGCUAGACCUGACAGACCCUUACACAAUCUCAGCCCUGACCAGCUGCCAGCUGCUCCCUCAGGGCGAGAACCUGCAGGAUGUCCUGCCCAGAGACAUCUAUCGGAGACUCAAGAGACACCUUGAGUAUGUAAAACUCAUGAUGCCUUCAUGGAUGACCCCAGAUCAGAGAGGGAAGGGACUGUAUGCGGACUACCUCUUCAACGCCAUCGCUGGGAACUGGGAGCGGAAGCGUCCUGUUUGGGUGAUGCUGAUGGUGAAUUCGUUAACGGAGGCAGAUAUUAAGACACGAGGGGUGCCCGUGCUGGAUUUGUACCUGGCCCAGGAGGCGGAGCGGAUGAGGAAAAGGACUGGGGCAGUCGAGAAGGUGGAGGAACAGUGCCAUCCGCUCAAUGGGCUCAACUUCUCCCAGGUGAUCUUUGCCCUGAACCAGACGUUAUUACAGCAGGAGUCUUUGAGGGCCGGAAGCCUACAGGUCCCGUACACCACCGAAGACCUCAUCAGACACUACAACUGUGGAGAUCUUAACUCCAUCAUCUUCAAUCACGACACCUCACAGGUCCCUAACUUCAAUAAUGUGACACUGCCACCCAGCGAGCAGGUGACCGCCCAAGAAAUAGACAGCUACUUUCGACAGGAACUCAUCUACAAGAGGAAUGAAAGGAUGGGGAAGAGGGUCAAGGCACUGCUAGAGGAACACCCUGACAAGAGCUUCUUCUUCGCAUUUGGAGCAGGUCACUUUCUCGGCAACAAUACAGUCAUUGAUGUGCUUCGUCGCCAGGGAUACGAGGUGGAGCACACCCCCGCUGGGCAGCCCGUAAACAGGAGAGCUUCAUCGCCAGAGUCAGAAGACCACUACGAUGAGUCCCCUCUUCUGGAGCCUUUCUUCCACGAGCUUCCCAACAAGGAGGACGAUCAGGGGCGUCCCCUGGAGGACGAUCUGUUACCCCACAUGCUGCUGCCAGCGGAUAGCUUGGAGCUGCUUGAGAAAGCAGAGCGGAAAAUGCUGAAGAAAAAGAGGAGGAACAAGCAGAAGAAACAGCGUCACCGACAUUUUAACGACCUUUGGGUUCGCAUCGAGGAGAGCCCUAUGGUCCAGUCUCCGCCUCCCCCGCUGGUUCACAUCAUCAAUGGGUACAUCACAGAGAAGCCAUCACAUAGAGCCCACAGCCACAACCACCAUCACAUAUCUCAGCAUCGCGCGCCUCCUCACCGUCGCCAUCUUUACUUGUAUUCCUCUGUACAUUGCUUACAAUGAUCCCACAGACCUGGACUGCGAUCCUCUAGUAGAGCGUUGGAUGGAACGCGGUUAAAACACUCAGCCUUCAUGAGAAUACACUUUCUCAUGUGUCGGCUCAUGUAUCGGUCAGUCUGAACCUGCAGCAUAUGACCUACAGGAGGCGGCAUAAGAGCUCUGGGAUUCAGAAAAAAUAAAUAAAAAGAAAGCAUGGAGAAAAGACAUGAAAUCAACUCUAGCUGUCAGGUAACAGUACACUCCAUGGAUGUUAGGUUAGAUAAAGUUUGUGUUGAAAGGUAAAACAUGUCACUAAAGCAUGUCUCAGGCCUUGAUGAGCUUGUAAGUUCAUAUAACGUCAUGCUUUUUAUUGGAUUAUUGGAUAUUUACACACUCAGCAGGAGUGAGUACACAGGAGAGAAAAGUCAAAGCUCACAGACGUGAAGCGUUGUUGGACGUUCACCGCCAUGGCAACAUGUCAGUUCCCGUAAUGUUCGUUAUUCAAAGAUCAAAACCUUGCAGAAUAUGAGAUAUCACUGGCGACUGACCGACUGUUCUGUGAAUAAACAGGAGAACCAUCCUGAAACUAUUGCUGAAUAUCACAUAUCUUCAAUAAUUACAACUGGAACCAUAUGUGUGUGUGUGUGUGUGUGUGUGUGUGUGUGUGUGUGUGUUUGUGUGUGUGCUUUAUGAGUGUGAAUGAGAGAGUGUGUGUCAGACAAGCAAAGUCUAUCAGCUCUUAAACCCCCCCUGGCCUUACAAACAGAGGUUUUCCUUUCCAGAUGUUGAUUUACUCUUCCAUUUUAGAAGAAUGUGUAUAAUGUUGCAUACACGUGGGGAGGGGGAUUGUACAUAUUGUUUCUAAAUAUUAUAGAUGUAUUUUAGAAUUAUAAAAAAAAAAAGAAAAUUAUCAGAAGUGUUGUUGUUGUUUAUAUAAAUAUAUAAAUAGAUAUGCAGUAUAUUUUUGAAAAGAGAAUCAGGAACUAACCACCAUAGCCCGUGUCAUGUGUCUCACUGAAAUGACAUUUUUGAAAGGGACAGAUGAUUGUACUUUAUGUAUCGGUGUUACAUCUUACUUUGCUGUAUGUGUCUGCUGAAAGGAUUUACGUUAUGUGUGUGUUUUAUUCACCUAGGGAUCAUUUGUUUAAUUUAUUUAGUAUUCAUUUAGACCAUACGAAACAUUCCCAGUGUUGUUGUUGUUUCAUUUUUCCUGCAACAUCAAUUUUAAAUGUGUUAUUUUAAAUGUUUUCCAGCAUGAUUUCGAAUGCAUAUGACGGUAGUGAUAAUAAUUCUGGUUUUAAAUACAUGAACCUGUGUACACAGAUAGACGACAUACAGCAAAGUGAUUUAGGCCUUUCACAUUUUUCUUACGGCAUGAGAUGAUUGUAAUAGUAUUACCAUGACAACAAUAAAAUAUUUAUCUAGAUUGAAA
Molecule: messenger RNA, 3473 nt
Organism: Eleginops maclovinus (Patagonian blennie)
Lineage: Eukaryota; Metazoa; Chordata; Actinopteri; Perciformes; Eleginopidae
Gene: trabd2a
Product: TraB domain containing 2A
Exons: 7
Coding region: 554-2065 (503 amino acids)
Biological process (GO): negative regulation of Wnt signaling pathway
Cellular component (GO): membrane
Molecular function (GO): metalloendopeptidase activity
Source: RefSeq, a predicted model, not a curated record